AGCUCCAACAGAAACGGACGCGUGGGUUUUUCUCUCUCUCCGCUUGAUCGUUGAUGGAUAUUAUUUUCUCCUACACGGCGCCCACGAACUAACUCACACGGUGACGGUACCACUUCUCUUCCGUUCUGUUUUUUUUUGUUUUUGCCUCUUUGGAUUAUUCUUCAUCUCGAGAAAAAAAACGUGAAAUGAAAUAGGGAGAGGAAGUACAAGGAGAAGAUAGAGAGAAAGAGAGAAAGAAAAGCUGGACAUCAGAGCAGGGUUUGGUGCUCCCGCUACACGGCAAGUCACGGACAUGCUUCAGGGAACUUGUAAUUCCAUAUCGAUAAGGGUGGCUCUACCUGGCUCUCUAUCAUGACUGAUGGCGAGGGGAGAGUCCGCUUCCUCUACACCCCCACCUCCUCUACCCCCACCCCCUCUACCCCCACCCCCACCUCCUCUACCACCACCCCCAUCCUCACCCUCACUCCUGCCCUCAACGUCCAGCAGGGAGGGGAGGAAAGGCGAUGCCGUGACGGAGAGGUGAGGGUUCUCAUACCGGCUCCAUUUUACCAGGAACACAACCCACACCCAUCACCGUUUUACCGGGAACACAACCCACCGAGACGUCACCACCACGACAUCGGCUUCCCUGAUGAUGAUGAGGAAGAGGAGGGAGGCAGCAGCACAUGGAGUCCAGGGCCGGAGGAGGAGGAAGAGGAGGAGGAAAGGGAGGAGGAAGGUGCAGGAGUAGCUGCCCGUUGUGUCCCGGGGCCUCCCGUUGUCGUUACCGGCGGUAGUAGUGGUGGUGGUGUGUUCGGUAACGUGAGGAGGGAGCCAGUAACGGAGCCGGUAACGGAGCCGGUAGACCCAGUGGACCUGCUGUCUGAAGAGGAGGAGCAGCAGCCAUAUCCAGCCCUCGCCCCCGUAGUCUUCUUCUGCAUCAAACAGACGACGCGUCCUCGCAGCUGGUGUCUACGCACGGUCUGUAACCCAUAUCCUUUACUGCUGGUCUGUACUGGUCUGUACUGGUAUGUACUGGUCUGUAACCCAUAUCCUUUACUGCUGGUCUGUACUGGUCUGUACUGGUCUGUAACCCAUAUCCUUUACUGCUGGUCUAUACUGGUCUGUACUGUGACUCUGACUGUAUCUCUGACUGUGACACUGACUGUGACUGUGACUGUGACUGACUGUAACUCUGACUGUAACUCUGACUGUGACCUUGACUCUGACUCUGACUGUGACUCUGACUGUAUCUCUGACUGUGACAUUGACUGUGACUCUGACUGUGACUGUGACUCUGACCUUGACUCUGAAUCUGACUGUGACUCUGACUGUAACUCUGACUGUGACUCUGACUGUAUCUCUGACUGUGACAUUGACUGUGACUCUGACUGUGACUGUGACUCUGACCUUGACUCUGAAUCUGACUGUGACUCUGACUGUAACUCUGACUGUGACUCUGACUGUAUCUCUGACUGUGACUCUGACUGUGACUGUGACUCUGACUGUGGCUGUAACUCUGACUGUGACUCUGACUGUAUCUCUGACUGUGACUCUGACUGUAACUCUGACUGUAACUCUGACUGUGACUCUGACUGUAUCUCUGACUCUGACUCUGACUGUGACUCUCACUGUAUCUCUGACUGUAACUCUGACUGUGACUCUGACUGUAUCUCUGACUGUGACUCUGACUGUAUCUCUGACUGA
Messenger RNA from Oncorhynchus tshawytscha (Chinook salmon), 1686 nucleotides. RefSeq lists its product as uncharacterized. NCBI's taxonomy places the organism in Eukaryota, Metazoa, Chordata, Actinopteri, Salmoniformes, Salmonidae. Bases 352 to 1686 code for a protein of 444 amino acids. The transcript is spliced from 3 exons. The record is from RefSeq and is a predicted model, not a curated record.